AUGGCUAAAGUAUUCUGCGAAAAUGGAAAAACGAACCUUUACAAGUACACCCCAUCCCUCGUAGCUGCGAUUCUCUUCACAUCUAUUUUCGUCGCCUUGACCGCGGCGCACUUGUUUCGAAUGAUCAGAUCGAAACAAUGGUUCAUGACCGCGUUCAUAGUUGGCGGUGUGUUUGAAAUUAUCGGCUUCAUCAUCCGAAUCGCGGGACACAAUGACCCUUGCCUCAAAAUUGUCUACAUACUACAAUAUGUUUUAAUACUUCUGGCUCCGUCAAUCUUCUCGGCCACUAUUUAUAUGAUUUUGGGACGAACGAUCCGGGCUGUCCAAGGCGACGGCCUGUCUCUGAUCUGCCCGGCAAGGUUGACCAAGAUAUUCGUGGCAGGGGAUGUACUCUGUUUCUCAGUCCAAGGCGCAGGCGGAGGCAUUCUCUCUGGUGCCGACAACGAUAAGUCAAAAAGUGACUUAGGCAAAUACGUCAUUCUGGGUGGUCUAAUCCUUCAGAUCAUCCUGUUUGGUAUAUUCGUCAUUAUUGCUCUCGUCUUCCAUUUGCGCCUCCGCAAAAACCCUACGAAGAGUUCACAUCGUUCAACAAUACACUGGGCAACUAUGCUCUACGUCCUUUACGGUGUGAGUCUUCUCAUCAUGGUUCGAAAUAUUUUUCGUGUCAUUGAGUAUGCUGGCGGUCGUGAAGGCUAUCUGCUCUCACACGAAUGGACACUCUAUGUUUUCGACGCGGUAUUAAUGGCUCAUGUCAUGGGAAUACUGCUGUGGUGGUUCCCCAGCUUGAUCAGACCACGAGAGGUCUAUUCCCUAGACAACCUUGAGACGCACCCAGUUGUGAGUGGUAUUAAUGAUCAACAAUACAGAAGCAUAUCGACUCAGUCUCCUCCCCCGCCCCCCUUGUGCCAUUGA
This is a messenger RNA of Exophiala aquamarina CBS 119918, 912 nucleotides long. RefSeq lists its product as uncharacterized. The transcript is spliced from 2 exons. The record is from RefSeq and is a predicted model, not a curated record. Lineage: Eukaryota; Fungi; Ascomycota; Eurotiomycetes; Chaetothyriales; Herpotrichiellaceae. Gene Ontology annotation, cellular component: membrane. The coding region runs from base 1 to 912 and encodes 303 amino acids.